AUGGUCACGCCGGCAUGGGAUGCCGGCAGCAGCGGGAGUCUCCGGCGACUGGAGCACCAGCAGCAUCACCAGGGCCCCAUACAGUCCGUGGCUUCCACUCCCUCCGCAAGAAUCAGCCAGACGACGCCAAUUCAGGUGAGUUCUCUUCAAUUUCCUCUCCAUUUCCCUGUCCUCCCACUAUCCUCUGCUAAAUCUCCCGCCUCUCCUCAUCCUGUAUUCUCCUGGCCUUCCGCUGCCUUUCCUGUUCUCAAAGUGAGUGCCCUCUUCUUUCCUCGACGGCGACCGGUGAUCUCUCCCUCUGCUGUUCCUCCCCUCACACAGACGACGGCGGGGGAUGACUUCAUCUGUUCCUCUCCCCACUUUUUCUUCCUAUUCAAACAUUAUAUUUCUCUUUUCUGCCUCAGAACUUUUCCCGCUCACGUGCGCGCUGUUCUCGACGGUCUCCUCUUCCUCUGUUUACGAACUUCGUCGUCAAGUCCUUUCCCUGGUUCUCCAUGUUCGAUACUAAUCGACAUCAGCUUUGAAUCGAGUCGACACCGUCCCGAACUCAUUUUACAGUUGAUCAGUGAGAUUCUAAGAGUCGAUGAAGUCGUCGAUUUAGAUUGUUGAGCGACGAAUUGUCAUCGGAUCGGACUGGUAGCGUCUAAUAACCGGAAAAAGAAUAUGUUCCCCCUUACGCUUCAAUUCAAUUCAUCUCGAUUCGACCAUGGUAGUAUCACAGUGGAAUCGGAAUCGAUUCAAGAGUUCAUGACAAUGAAUUAGGUUCAAAGUGCGGUAGGUUGGGUACGGUCGGCCGUCUUCGUCAGAUUCGAGAUUAGGUUUGAUAUUUGGAUUCCUGUGCAUUCGGUUGAAUCAGUUCGGUGGUCUUCGUCCGAUUCGAAGUCAAACCGGUGUUUUGUUCUCUCUCGCCCUAUCAAUGAACGGCCCUAACAUGUGGCUUGCAUUUUUUUUAUGUGAGGUUUGACUUUAUAAGGCUGGAUUUCAGGAUCCAGUCGUCGCCUCAGUCAGUCUUAAACCCGGGGACGCCGGCUUGGUGAGCUCGCUCUGGAUGGUCAUCUUCCUCCUGCAUCUCCUCGCCGUCCUCGCCCUCAUCAUCUUCCUCGCCGUGCGAGGGCAGGUCAACAAGCGCAGCGACUUCCGCCCUGCCUUCUGGUACCUCCCCAUACUCGCCGCCACCGGGUGCUCCGCCAUCGCGGCGGCGGUGUGGCUCCUCGUGGUCCUCCGCUGGCCCUCCAGAGCCGUCAAGGCCGCCUUCUGGUUCGCCCCCCUGCUAACCCUCGCCCUCGGCAUCCUCCUCAUCUAUGCCGAGACCGCCGUGAGCCUCGCUUUCGGCGUGAUCGGUCUCGUCCUCAGCUUGGGCCUCUCCCUCUACGCCUGCUGGGUCAGGCCCCGCCUGCCCCACGCCAACGAGAUCAUGGCUUCCUCCCUCCCCGGCACGCACGGCGUCGCCGGCAGGAUGGCGGCUUUCGUCGCCAUCGCUCUCGCCGUCGGCUUCAUCUGGUCCAGCAUAUGGAGCCUCGGCGCCGGCGGCGUCGCCGCCGCCCGGCCCCGUUUCUCGGUGGUGUACAUCGUGCUGCUGCUGUUCAACCUCACCUGGACAAUGGAGGUCAUCAGGAACAUCCUCACCGUCACCAUCGCCGGGUUCGCGUACAUGCGGCUGGGGCGCGGCGUGAACAUCGACCCGGGGGAGGCGUGGCGGAACGCGUGGACGACGUCGCUGGGGAACGUGUGCUUGGGGUCGGCCAUCGUGCCGCCCAUCGUGGCGCUGCGCGGCGCGGCGCGCUCCGUUAGCCUGGUCUCGGGGGACGCCGAUGAGUUCCUCUUCUCGUGCACCGCGUGCUUCAUGGGCGCCGCCGACCGGCUGAUCGAGCUCGGCAACCGGUGGGGUUUCGUGCACGUCGGGGUGUACGCCAAGGGUUUCGUGGCGGCCUCUGAGGACACCUGGAAACUGUUCCUGUUGCACCGGAUGGAGCCGGUGAUCGACCUCGACGUGACCAGCUCCUUCUGCUUCCUCUCGGGCGUCGCCGGGGGCUCCCUCUCCGCACUGCUCGGGGGCAUCUGGGCCGCCGCCGCCGCCAAAGAAAAGGCCUACGCCGCUGACGUCACCCUAUACUCCUUCGUCAUCGGCUACUUCAUGGUGAGCCACCGAAAGUUAGAAAAACACUCGGUGUUAUCUAUCUUCCUUCCAUUAUUCCCCUCGCGCUGACCGACGCUUAUGCUGUUAACUUCUCAGAAUCGGAUCACCAUGUCGUGGCCGCAGGCGUGUGUAUCGGCCUUACACGUGGCAUACGCGGAGAACCCGCGACUCCAGCAGCACCUGGUUGCGCCGAUAACCGAUCGAAUUCAAUCACUGGCUGGUUCCGCCGGACACGUGUAGCCGCACCAGUGGUCUAGACCUAGGAUAGCCUGCCACGGAACAGACCCGGGUUCGAUUCCCUGGUCAACUCCAUUGACCCCUCUCUCCACGAUUGCGGGCCCUUUUUCCAGGGGUUUCAAAACAUUUUCUGCACCCCAUCACACGAAGUAAAUCAGACACCAUUCCAAGAAGAGAGGAAGAGAGAUGAUUUUUGACGCGCACCACAAAAAGAGCAUUUUCUCUGGGGGCACAUUUAUCAUAAUCUCUCUUUGCACCAGCCGGGAAUCGAACCCGGGUCUGUACCGUGGCAGGGUACUAUUCUACCACUAGACCACUGGUGCGGAUAUUUAACAGCAUAAUGAUGCAUAUUUUCACCUUUGUAAUCCUAUGCAUAGUCAGUACUAUAGCCCCAAUCAUGGCUACUAAUAAAAUCAGACUAGGAACCAAAAACCGGACGGAAUAGUAGGUAUAAAGUAAAUUGCCCAAUGUUUCCAAAUUAGUCUAACUUCGUACCUUUCCGGCAUAAACUGUAUAUCUCAGAGAGGUCGUAUUUCUGUGGGUUGGUAGUAAUGGAAUGGUUUCAUUAUCUAAAAUGAAGAACAUUUCCCACCAAAGGAUCAGUCCAAUAAUACCACUUACUGGUAAUAUUGUUCUUCCUUAUUUAUUUAUUUCCCUGCUAUCCACUAAAAAAAUAUAAUUAUAUAGAUAUAUAUUAUUUUCUGAAUGAGGCAAGAUUUAUAAGAAAUUCCCAGCUCAACUGGGCAUUCCAUUAUUUCCCCGCGCUUGAAUAUGAAAAAAAUAUAUAAUUACGAUUUAUUUAUCUCAGUGCAGCAACAUUUUGAAAUUCCGAGCUGAACUGGGCCUACCAAAUGAAGAACACCAAAAUGAUAGGGUAAGCUGAUUCGCUUGGAUCUAUACCGAAUGAAGAACCUCAAGCCGCCUCAAGGCACCGAGAACUCGCAAGUUCCCACACCUUGA
Molecule: messenger RNA, 3334 nt
Organism: Spirodela intermedia
Lineage: Eukaryota; Viridiplantae; Streptophyta; Magnoliopsida; Alismatales; Araceae
Source: the annotation of a GenBank genome assembly